GGCGCUCCUCGUGCGGCGGCGGCAGAGGAGCGAGAGCAGCGGGCAGCAGCACAUCCCCGCGCAACAGUCGCCACAGCCGCCACAGCCGCCACAACCGCUACUGCCGCCGCCGCCGCCCCGCGCGCCCAACUGCCGCGGCCCGCCGCGCCCCGUCCCCCUUCCGGCCGGCCUGCCAGCCCGUCAGAGAGCGGCGAGCGGCCUCCCGCCCGGCCCCCUGAGGCGGGCGCCCGGCCGGACCCUGAGCCUCGUCCUCUCGCGCUGCGGCCGCCCGCGCGUCCUGGGCCGCCUGUCGGGCAUGAAAACCAAGUUCUGCACCGGGGGCGAGGCGGAGCCCUCGCCGCUCGGGCUGCUGCUGAGCUGCGGCAGCGGCAGCGCGGCCCCGGCGCCCGGCGUGGGGCAGCAGCGCGACGCCGCCAGCGACCUCGAGUCCAAGCAGCUGGGCGGCCAACAGCCGCCACUCGCGCUGCCCCCCGCGCCGCCGCUGCCGCUGCCCCAGCCCCCGCCGCCGCCGCCGGCAGACGAGCAGCCCGAGCCCCGGACGCGGCGCAGGGCCUAUCUGUGGUGCAAGGAGUUCCUGCCCGGCGCCUGGCGGGGCCUCCGCGAGGACGAGUUCCACAUCAGUGUCAUCAGAGGCGGCCUUAGCAACAUGCUCUUCCAGUGCUCCCUACCUGAUACCACAGCCACCCUUGGCGAUGAGCCUCGGAAAGUGCUCCUGCGACUUUAUGGAGCGAUUUUGCAGAUGGUAUUUUUGAUAAAGCUGUGGAAUGGAAAGGGAUCCUGUAAUAAAGAGGGAUCCGAACAAGCUCAGAAAGAAAAUGAAUUUCAAGGGGCCGAGGCCAUGGUUCUGGAGAGCGUUAUGUUUGCCAUUCUCGCAGAGAGGUCACUUGGGCCAAAACUCUAUGGCAUCUUUCCCCAAGGCCGACUGGAACAGUUCAUCCCGAGCCGCCGGUUAGAUACUGAAGAAUUAAGUUUGCCAGAUAUUUCUGCAGAAAUUGCUGAGAAAAUGGCUACGUUUCAUGGUAUGAAAAUGCCAUUCAAUAAGGAACCAAAAUGGCUUUUUGGCACAAUGGAAAAAUAUCUAAAUGAAGUUCUGAGAAUUAAAUUUACUGAGGAAUCCAGAAUUAAAAAGCUCCACAAAUUGCUCAGUUACAAUCUGCCUUUGGAACUGGAAAACCUGAGAUCAUUGCUUGAAUCUACUCCAUCUCCAGUUGUAUUUUGUCAUAAUGACUGUCAAGAAGGUAAUAUCUUGUUGCUGGAAGGCCAAGAGAAUUCUGAAAAACAGAAACUGAUGCUCAUUGACUUCGAAUACAGCAGUUACAAUUACAGGGGAUUCGACAUUGGAAAUCACUUCUGUGAGUGGAUGUAUGAUUAUAGCUAUGAAAAGUACCCUUUUUUCAGAGCAAACAUCCGGAAGUAUCCCACCAAGAAACAGCAGCUCCAUUUUAUUUCCAGUUACUUGCCUGCAUUCCAAAAUGACUUUGAAAACCUCAGUACUGAAGAAAAAUCCAUUAUAGAAGAAGAAAUGUUGCUUGAAGUCAAUAGGUUUGCCCUUGCAUCUCAUUUCCUCUGGGGACUUUGGUCCAUUGUACAAGCCAAGAUUUCAUCUAUUGAAUUUGGGUACAUGGACUACGCCCAAGCAAGGUUUGAUGCCUAUUUCCACCAGAAGAGGAAGCUUGGGGUGUGACUGUGGGGAGGACUCCAUCCACCUCAUCACUGGACUGCAUGGGGAGGCGGCGGAGCGGGGUCCCCUCUGUGCUUCGACUACUGCUCCUGUGGCAGGAGGCUUUGGGUGGCUCACUACUGAAUACAGAUGUUUAUGAUACUAAAGACUGUAUUAAAAUGGAGCGACAUUUAUUUCACCUCUUGUUUACAAUUUCACUAGGACUCAGAAACGAGAUUGGGAAGCAGAAAUAUAGUGCAAUAGUGCAACAUCUCUGAAUCCUUUUAAUCUAGAGAAGGCGUUUCAUAUUUGAGGGCUAAGGUUUCCAGUCAGAAAGGGCAAACAGCAAGAGUAAGCAGUGUUACUUGCAGGUACUUUGGUUAAUGUUGAUUUAAUUUUUUUUUUUUUCAUGAAUGUGCUGGUGAACACUGUGACCAGGCUUUUGUAGAUGGCGAUGUGUUAUAGACGCUGCUCAUUCCCAAGGGACGGCAAGUGAGCAGAGAUGUACUGUGAAGUCGCCAGUCACUACUGCAAGGUAGCUUCUGCCUGGGGCCCCCAGAAGCUGCUCCUGUAUCCUCUUGGUCCCAUGGCUGAAGCUGGAGCAGUGGAUUGCUGCCGCUUACGUGUGGAGCACAGCUCUCCCCUCCUGCUGGGUGUGUGACAUUGAUGAAUUUCACUGUACUGUGUGUGACUUCUCCCUGCCCUUCCUCCUGAUGGAGUGUGCAGACAGCCGUGCGUGGCCACCGGGCAGUGUGAGGACCUCCCUGUCUCCCAGCUCCUCUCCCAGGGGAGCCAGCUGAUUGACCCAGCUCUUUGGGCCUCUCCUGCCCUCUGCUCUGCCUGAAGUGUGGGAUCCUGUUGAGUGGGCUGGGCCGCCCCCGGGCAGGGUGAGGGAAACCCUGGUCUGGGUUCUCUGAGGGCUCAGUUUCCCGGCCCUUACCUUUCCCGAUGUCCCUGACAUCAUCAUUCUUGUGGGAGAUAGCAGCCUCUAUGUGGUGAACGGCGUGGAUUGAGUGUAGCUGUGAAAUCCAUAUAUAUGAAAUGUCCCACGGGAUACAGUCUUAGCUGACUUUUUUUACUCUGAACUCUUAAUUGUUUUUUGUGCAUAUAUUUCUGCUACCACAGAGAUUGUACUAUACAAAUAAAAUAAUAAAAAUCCAACCUCAAGC
This is a messenger RNA of Chlorocebus sabaeus (green monkey), 2829 nucleotides long. RefSeq names its product choline kinase alpha (gene CHKA). The record is from RefSeq and is a predicted model, not a curated record. Gene Ontology annotation, biological process: phosphatidylethanolamine biosynthetic process; CDP-choline pathway. Gene Ontology annotation, molecular function: choline kinase activity; ethanolamine kinase activity. Gene Ontology annotation, cellular component: cytoplasm. NCBI's taxonomy places the organism in Eukaryota, Metazoa, Chordata, Mammalia, Primates, Cercopithecidae.